This is a messenger RNA of Cryptomeria japonica (Japanese cedar), 1140 nucleotides long. Its product is annotated as ran-binding protein 1 homolog c. Gene Ontology annotation, molecular function: GTPase activator activity. The record is from RefSeq and is a predicted model, not a curated record. NCBI's taxonomy places the organism in Eukaryota, Viridiplantae, Streptophyta, Pinopsida, Cupressales, Cupressaceae. Bases 160 to 837 code for a protein of 225 amino acids. The transcript is spliced from 4 exons. Gene Ontology annotation, biological process: nucleocytoplasmic transport. Gene Ontology annotation, cellular component: cytoplasm; nuclear pore.
ACUUUCCCCAAGGGAUCAGACUGCCAGAAGCAUUUUAUAGCUUUCUUUGUAGCCCGAUUCGUUUGGCGAAAACCGACUAGUUUUUUUGGGGGUUUCUCUGUGAUUUAAGUGUAUUUGGAUCGACUAACCCGAUUUCUGUGCAACAUCGGAUAUUGGAAGAUGGCCGGAAGUCAGGAAGAGCCCACUCUCACACGACCUGAGGAGGAGAAUGACGAUGAUGUCGCAAAGGAGGAGGACACCGGAGCUCAUGUUGCCCCCAUUAUUAAGCUUGAGGAGGUUGCAGUCACCACUGGAGAAGAAGAGGAGGAUGCUCUCCUUGACCUGAAAGCAAAACUGUAUCGGUUUGAUAAGGAUGGAAAUCAAUGGAAGGAGCGUGGUGUGGGAACAGUGAAGAUACUUAAGCACAAGGAGACUGCUAAGGUCCGUCUGGUCAUGAGACAGUCCAAGACAUUGAAAAUCUGUGCCAACCAUUUAAUUUUGGCAUCAAUGUCAUUGCAAGAGCAUGCUGGUAGUGAUAAAUCUUGGGUCUGGCAUGCAACUGAUUUCUCAGAUGGGGAACUAAAGGAUGAACUCUUCUGUAUCCGUUUGGGUUCUGUGGAGAAUGCUAAAAAGUUCAAAGAAACGUUUGAGAAGAUUGCUGAGUCCCAGUCAAAUACAGCAGAGGGUGAUGAAGCCACAGAAACACCUGCCGAAGCCACAGAAUCAGCAGCUGAUCUCAUGCAAAACUUGACUGUUGAAGACAGAAAGGAGGAGGUGAAAGAAGAGAGCAAAGUAGAAGAGAAGAAAGAAGAUAAGCUAGAAAAGGAGAAAUCUGCUGAAUCUGAAAAGGAAACUUGAUUGAUUUUUAUUGCAAGCUUUCUUAUAUGCUUUUUGAGAGAAAUUCCAGGAAAGUGAACUAUUGUAGAUGCUUGUGUAUUAUUGAUAGUAUGGACACUGUAGCGUGUUUAAUGCAUUUUUUGUGAGUGCUCUUGCCGAGGUUAUUGUUUGGUGUCUUCAUAUUGUCAUAUGAAAUAGCUAUUUGUUUUGAACAGGCACUACAAUAUAGGUCAGAUUGUCAGAGUUGCAGCUCAAUUAUUAUUUUUCCCUCGUACUAGUGAAAAUUCUGUAAUCCAUAAUUUUUCAUGAAACAUUGUUUAGACA